Molecule: messenger RNA, 471 nt
Organism: Podospora anserina S mat+
Lineage: Eukaryota; Fungi; Ascomycota; Sordariomycetes; Sordariales; Podosporaceae
Exons: 1
Coding region: 1-471 (156 amino acids)
Source: RefSeq, a predicted model, not a curated record
AUGUCGCUUUCCAUUUUCGUUCAGCUUCAACCAUGCCAAGACAAGACUCAAUCUCGUGAGCACAAACCACCCCCAGGAAAAUGGUCAGUCUUGGGGAGUCUUGGAGGGUCUUGGACCAGCACUUGGUAUCAUCGUCUGCUCGUAAAAGUCGCCAGUCUCAGUCAGGAGGACGACAUAUCAACCCCGAACUCCGUUCCCGUUCGCGGGCCAUGUUUCCGCCCGAAUCUAUCCGCUACCCGAGAUCAGCUGCUCCAUUCACAAGUGCUUCCUCUUGAACCCUCAACCACUGAUGAUCCUACGGGGCAUCAAAUAGAUGGUUGGGCUUGGCUCCUCCCCCUUCGGCUUCGGAUGCGGGGGGUUGGUGGUUGGGCGGAGGAUGCUACUGCACGAAAUAAUUUAACAAACAUGCAGGUCAUGGUCUUGAAGGCCUCAACAUCGAGCCACUUUUGGGGGUGGAAGAGUCAAGUAUAG